Diaporthe batatas is the source of this 1620-nucleotide messenger RNA. RefSeq lists its product as uncharacterized. Gene Ontology annotation, molecular function: N-acetyltransferase activity. The transcript has 2 exons. Bases 91 to 1620 code for a protein of 509 amino acids. NCBI's taxonomy places the organism in Eukaryota, Fungi, Ascomycota, Sordariomycetes, Diaporthales, Diaporthaceae. The record is from RefSeq and is a predicted model, not a curated record.
UUUUAAGACGCGCUGUAUGUUUAUUUCGACUCUGGUGGUGUUAAUUUAAGUGACCUCUGAUCAAAGCUCAACACCAAAAAAAAAAAAAAAAUGCAGUCGAAGGUGGUUAGGCAAUGUGGUACGAUUGAGCAUUGGUCCACCUCGAGGCACGCGAUCGGCAUUUACACAGCAAUUGCAAACUGUUGCCGAUAUGUGGUCUCCGACUCCCACCUAAGUUAUGACUCGGCACAGUCCCUUGUGGAAGUCGCGUUGGCCCGCAUGAUCGUCCGCAUGGCCGGGCUGAGGGUCGGCAUCACCAAGGAGCACACCAACCAGGCCAGCUUCGUCAGCGUGCCAUCCAUGGACCUGAGGGAUUUCAUCGAGUGGGAAACCGUCAAGGAGGGCAGCCAGGCGCAAUUUGACGCGCGCGUCCUGGACGUGACCAAGACCAGGCUCGAGCAGCUGUGGCAGGACGUCGCGACCCGCCCGCCGUGGAGGCUCCUCGUCGUCCAGAAUUGCACCAAGGAUUGGGGUCAGCUGAGGCUCGACAUGGUCUUUGUGACACACCACGCCCUCUCGGACGGGAAGAGCACCAUGGUAUUCCACACCGAAUUGCUGCGGGAGCUCAACUACUGCCCCACCGACAGCGGCUCUGGUCCGCCGGCCGAGUUGAAGAACCACGUCCUCAGCUUUGACAGGGCCCCCGUCCUCGCCCCGCCCCAGCAGGAGCUCGUAAAGUUCCGGAUAGGCUGGGUAUUCUUCCUCAAAACUCUUUGGCAAGAAUUCGCACCUUCUUGGCUCAAACCGACGCCGCCGGUUGAGCCAUGGACUGGGAAGGCCAUCACACUCGAGCCACACAAGCUCAACCUGCGUCUCAUUCCCAUCGAUAAAGAGGUCGUUCCGAAGCUCGUCACAGCAUGCAGGUCUCAUGGCGCCACAUUCACCGCAAUAAUCCACGUACUCGUUCUGAUUUCUGUCGCCAAGCGAGUCCCCGCUCAAGCUGCGGCUGCAUUUUCCAGCGACACACCGAUUUCUUUGAUACCUUGGGCGGAACUACCACCUGGUAGCGAGAUAGAAGAUAUCACAAGGGUACUCUCGGUUCUCACCACCAGCUCCAGCAAAGUAUGGGACGCAGAGACUGUCGCAGACCUGCGGCGCAGACUCAGCGAGCAAGACCAGGGCCUGGAGGAAGGCCUGAUGUGGCCCCUGGCGGCGACGUGGCGAGUCGAGAUGAAGAAGAAGCUCGCCUCACUGCCAAAUGACGACGUCUGCGGCCUGAUGGACUAUGUGACGGACUGGCAGAAGUGGUGGGAGGGCAAGAUCGGGAAACGGCGCGGCGCCACGUGGGAGGUUUCCAACAUCGGGCUCAUCAGUCCCGAAUCCGCCGGCCAUAGCAGCCUGGCGGUCUGGGAUAUUCGGAGGUCAUUCUUCACCCAGCCCGCCUUCCUCGCUGGCCCUGGGUUUGCGAUCAAUGUCACUGGGGUGGAAAGGGGCGAAGCCACCAUGACUCUGAACUGGCAAGGCGGUGUCAUUGAAGAUGCGAUGAUCGAUGGUGUAGUCGAGGAUUUGACCAGGUGGCUGGAGACGUUCCAGGUCAAUGGCAGCUUUGGCAUAGUCGAGAACAAGAAGUCAGUAUCUUGA